UUAUAAUCAUCUUUUAUUAACAUUUAUCACACAGCACAGCACUAAAAACAUCAAAAACCAACCAGAAAUGAAAGAAAUGAGGAAGAUUUUCACGCUGUUUUUCAUCUUCAGCUCUGUGUCCGGUGGAGACUCGAUCCCUCAAGCUCAGAAUUUAUCCUGGUCAUCAUUCAACUUCAAAACUCUGCUAACCUGGAACCCCAAACCCAUCAACUACUCCUACACUGUAGAGUUCUCCAGGGUGGGUAAGGACAGACAGAGGAACCCUCACUGUAUCCAAAUCUCCAGCACCGAGUGUGAUCUGACCUACGACCUCAACAACCUUAAAUCUGUUUACACUGCUGAUGUUCUCUCCGAACCUCUGACCUCUGACCUCAUCGAGCUCCCAUCAUCCCAGUCAAAAAGAUUCUGCCCCUAUAAUGACACUGUAAUAGGAAGACCCGAGUUCAGGAUGAAGGUGGAUGAGAAUCAGACGCUCACUCUCUUUAUUGAUGAUCAGAUCACAGCGCUGUACAGAGAUGGUCGACUCCUCACCAUCCGAGACAUCUUCAACCAGGAUCUAAAGUACAAGAUCAUCUACAACAGAGCCGGGAGCACCGGAACGAAGGAGUUGGUGGUGAGCAGCAGCGAGGUUCAGAUGGUGGAUCUAGAUCUGAAUGAAGGUCACAGUUACUGCUUCAGCAUGGCCGUGUUUAUUCCCUCUCGCCGAGGAACCAAGAGACUGAGCAGGUGGAGCUCACGCCGGUGUUCACCGUCUCACACUACAGGAACCAUCAACGAGUACGGGCUGAUAGUGAUGGGCGUGGCUCUCCUCCUGGCGGUGACGGUGUUGAUGGUAACGGUGUUGAGCUGCUGCAGACUGAGGAGACGACAGAAGGAUUCGGAGGAACAGAGUGACGCCAUGACUCAGGUUUAAUGAAAAUGAAUCAUGAUUAAUCUGCUGCCUUACAGUAAGAAGGGUCUGGGUUCGAUUUCCUGGUUCUGUCCUUUUUGUGUGAAGUUGUGCAUGUUGUCCCCAUUCCUGUGGCACCUACAGUCCAAAAACGUGCAGUCAGGAUAGCUGUGGGUGAUUGUGUGCGAGUGUGAAUGAGUGUGUGUGUAUCUGCCCUGUGAUGGACAAUGAAUUGGACUGAGACCCUGACCAGGAUAAAGCGGUGAAUGAAUGAGUGAAUGAUCUGAUCACUUUGAUGUUUGAUUAUAUUGAUGCUGCAGGGUGUAAAUGAUUAUUUAUUAUUUUUAUAGGAAUGUUUAUAUUUAUUAAAUAAUUUAUUUUUGUACAUUUUUAUAAAAAUUAAUUUUGUUUUGUGUAAAAUAUGUGAAAGAUUUAAUUACAUGGAUUCAAAAAAUAAAGUCUGAUCAUUAAUAACAAAAUAAUGAAAUCAUUAAAUUACACUUUAUAACCAAAAGUAUUCGGAUGGCUAAACGUGAGACAGACGCUUCUCACAAGACUUAAACAUGUCUGUGUAUGGAAAUUUGUGCCUGUUUUGUUGAGGAUGACAGCAUUUAUAUGCUGUGAAGUUUGAAGCACAUCAUUUCCUUUAUAUCACUUAUUUAUUACACCUGUUUUUUUAUUAGUUUGUGAUUUUGGAU
Trichomycterus rosablanca is the source of this 1587-nucleotide messenger RNA. RefSeq names its product coagulation factor IIIb (gene f3b). Lineage: Eukaryota; Metazoa; Chordata; Actinopteri; Siluriformes; Trichomycteridae. Gene Ontology annotation, molecular function: protein binding; cytokine receptor activity. The record is from RefSeq and is a predicted model, not a curated record. The transcript is spliced from 6 exons. Gene Ontology annotation, biological process: blood coagulation; cytokine-mediated signaling pathway. Gene Ontology annotation, cellular component: plasma membrane. Bases 68 to 913 code for a protein of 281 amino acids.